Giardia duodenalis is the source of this 840-nucleotide messenger RNA. Its product is annotated as Ankyrin repeat protein 1. The record is from RefSeq and is a predicted model, not a curated record. NCBI's taxonomy places the organism in Eukaryota, Fornicata, Diplomonadida, Hexamitidae. Bases 1 to 840 code for a protein of 279 amino acids. Gene Ontology annotation, molecular function: protein binding. The transcript has a single exon.
AUGAAGGCUUAUCGAGAAUACAAGUCGCCAGGAUAUGGUUUUAGGGAUCUCAUAGAAGCAGCAGCGCAAGGUAACAUCGAUGUCGUCAGGGAACUAGUAGACAAGGAGGCUGGCCUGAGGGAUUUCAACAGCUGGACUGCCCUCAUGUGGGCUGCGAGGGAGGGUCAUACUAACUGCGCUAACCUGCUAGUGGAGAAGGAGGCUGGUAUGAGUGAUGGACACGGCUUGACGGCUCUCAUGAUAGCAGCAUCCGAAGGCUAUACAGACUGCGUUAAGCUGCUGUUAGAGAAGGAGGCUGGUAUGAAGGAUGUCAUCGGUAGGACCGCCCUCAUGUGGGCUGUGAGUAAGUUUAAUUUUAAGUGCGUUGACCUGCUAGUGAAGAAGGAGGCCGGUAUAUGUGCGAGAUGCUGCGGGUCGGCUCUCAUAAUAGCAGCAUCCAAGGAUUCCGCAUACAGCGUUAAGCUGUUGUUAGAGAAGGAGGCCGGCAUGAAGAAUAAAGAUGGUAGGACUGCUCUCAUGUGGGCUGCGUGUAAGGGUCACACUAAGUGCGCUAACCUAUUAGCGGAGAAGGAGGCAGGCAUGAAGGAUAACGACGGCUGGACCGCUCUCAUGCUAGCAGCAUCCUGUGGUUACGCAGACAUCGUCAAGCUGUUGUUAGAUAAGGAGGCCAGGUUAUGCAAUAACGCCCGUGGUACUGCUUUCGAGUGGGCUGUGAGAAAUGGCCAUGCUGCUUGUGCUGCUUUGUUGGCAGAUAAGGAGAAGGACAUCAAUAAUGGUAGGGUUUUUGCGUUGGCCAUUGCCGGAGACAAGGAAGACAUCGUAAAGCUGUUUGCAAAGUAA